GCACGCAAAGCAGCUUAAGUUAGAACAUGUAAUUGUCGGACUUUUGGGGAGGUUAUUGUAGGUGACGGACAGCGAAGGGUUGAGCUGAUAUCUGAGGGAGCAGGUGGAGGUAGGGGAGAGAAUAGCGAACGCUAAGAGAGUGCAGAGGAGAAAUGGAAUAAGUGACAGUAGGAACGGCGCAGGGAGUAAAAGCGAGUGAGGGAGUGGAAGAGCUGAGCGGGAACGGGCACAAGGAACAGACAGUAAUAAAGGGGAGACGGAGCUGGAAGAUGCAGAGAGCCUCGCUACGCGUUUGAUCGGCCGUUUGGGGGUGGGAACAAGAGAACGUGUCGGCCCCACGAAGGUCUGACUGGGGGAUGGCGCUAGGCGCUAUGUUCUAUGGCCCUUCCCCUACCUCCUCCCUCUCUCCCAGGCCUGGCACUCAGGCACCGUAAGGGCCUCUGUCACUGGAAGCCCCUUGGCCCCGCCUCUUCCUCCUCUCAGGUUAGGUUGCCUCCCCUCUUUUGUGAGUUAUAGCAACUGUUGCCUUGUGAAUCCAGCGCCAUAGCCACCGUAGUCCUGGCGACUGUUACCCAUCAACAACAACUACUCCUCUCCUCCUCAUCCUCCUCCUCCACCGCCACCACCACCACCAUCACCUUCUCUCCACCCUCAUCAUCAUCAUCAUCCCCAUCACCCCAACAACAACAACCAACAACAACAUCACCACCACAAUAAGCCACAGCCAAGAUGCGGCUGAAAAGCAAUCUAGAUGAAGUUACAGCAACAGGAACAUGCCAAGACCAUGCAAUCGAGACUCACAGAAACUGGAUGCAGCAUGGAGGUGACAUGUUCUUUUUGAGAAAAGGGUUGGAAAGAUUUGAAGUGGGGAAGACUACAAUGCAGACGUCCGAAACGGUGUCGGACACGGGUUCGACAGUGACUUUGCAGACAUCUGUGGCAGGUCAAGCAGCGGUUCCUACACAGGUGGUACAGCAGGUUCCAGUACAGCAACAGGUUCAGCAGGUACAGACUGUUCAGCAGGUGCAGCAUGUUUACCCAGCACAAGUACAAUAUGUUGAAGGAAGUGACACAGUCUACACAAAUGGAGCAAUCCGGACAACAACAUAUCCUUACACAGAAACCCAGAUGUACAGCCAAAAUACUGGUGGGAAUUACUUUGAUACCCAGGGUGGAUCAGCACAAGUGACAACAGUGGUCUCAACGCACAGCAUGGUGGGAACUGGAGGAAUUCAAAUGGGUGUCACUGGAGGACAAAUCAUUAGUAGCACUGGUGGAACUUACCUGAUUGGCAAUGCAAUGGAAAACUCAGGCCAUUCUGUGAGUCAUACAACUCGAGCCUCUCCAGCAACAAUUGAAAUGGCGAUCGAGACACUGCAAAAGUCUGACGGUCUGUCGAGUCACAGGAGCUCUCUUCUCAACAGCCAUCUCCAAUGGCUGUUGGAUAACUAUGAGACGGCAGAAGGAGUGAGUCUCCCUAGAAGCACUCUCUACAAUCAUUACCUAAGACAUUGUCAAGAGCACAAACUGGAUCCAGUCAAUGCUGCAUCUUUUGGAAAACUCAUACGCUCAAUAUUCAUGGGAUUACGUACUCGAAGACUAGGGACCAGGGGUAACUCCAAAUACCAUUACUAUGGGAUUCGUGUCAAGCCAGACUCCCCUCUUAAUAGGCUACAAGAGGACAUGCAAUACAUGGCUAUGAGACAGCAACCCAUGCAGCAGAAACAAAGGUACAAGCCUAUGCAGAAAGUGGAUGGAGUGGGAGAUGGAUUUGCAGGCAGUGGGCAGUCUGGUGCCUCUGUUGAGCAAACUGUGAUUGCCCAAAGCCAGCACCAUCAACAGUUUUUAGAUGCGUCUCGAGCUCUUCCAGAGUUUGCAGAAGUUGAAAUAUCUUCUCUGCCAGAUGGUACAACCUUUGAAGAUAUCAAGUCGUUGCAGAGUCUUUAUCGAGAGCACUGUGAGGCGAUAUUGGACGUUGUUGUUAAUCUACAGUUUAGCCUGAUCGAGAAGUUGUGGCAGACUUUCUGGCGUUACUCUCCUUCAUCUCCAGCCGAUGGUUCCACCAUUACAGAAUCAGGAAACCUGAGUGAAAUAGAAAGCAGGCUGCCCAAGUCAAAGCUGAUUUUGUUCUGCAAAAACGAGUCUAUUGUAAAGUGGAUGUGCAACUGUGACCAUAUGAUGUACCAAUCCUUGGUGGAGAUUCUCAUUCCUGAUGUCCUAAGACCAAUUCCUAGUGCCUUGACCCAAGCCGUUCGCAAUUUUGCAAAGAGCCUUGAAGGUUGGCUCUCUAGUGCCAUGAGUAAUAUUCCACAAAGAAUGAUACAAACCAAGGUUGCUGCUGUAAGUGCCUUUGCCCAAACUCUGCGUAGAUACACAUCCCUUAAUCACUUGGCUCAAGCAGCUCGCGCUGUGCUGCAGAACACGUCUCAGAUCAACCAGAUGCUAAAUGACCUCAACCGUGUGGACUUCGCCAACGUCCAGGAGCAGGCUUCCUGGGUGUGUCAGUGUGAUGACAGCAUGGUGCAGAGACUAGAAACAGACUUUAAGAUGACUCUCCAGCAGCAGAGCACUCUGGAGCAGUGGGCUGCCUGGUUAGACAAUGUGGUGACACAAGCCUUGAAACCGUAUGAAGGACGGCCCAGCUUUCCUAAAGCAGCCCGGCAAUUUCUGCUCAAGUGGUCAUUUUACAGUUCUAUGGUUAUUCGAGACUUAACCUUGCGCAGUGCUGCCAGCUUUGGUUCUUUCCACCUGAUCCGCCUUCUCUACGAUGAAUACAUGUUUUAUUUAGUUGAGCACAGAGUUGCCCAGGCAACUGGAGAAUCACCAAUUGCAGUCAUGGGAGAGUUUGGAGAUUUAAAUGAUGCAUCACCAGGAAAUAUGGAAAAAGUUUCAUGGUUGUUUGUUUGUGCAGAUGAAGGCAGCGAUGUGGAGAGUGAGAUAGAGGAAGAGCUUGAUGAUUCUGUAGAGCCCCCAGCCAAGAGGGAAAAGACGGAGCUGAGCCAAGCGUUCCAGGUGGGCUGCAUGCAGCCAUCGCUGGAGGGGAGCGUUCAGCAAAGCCUGGUCUUAAAUCAGCUGCACAGCGAGCACAUUGUUACAAGCACUCAGACCAUCAGGCAGUGCAGUGCCACCGGGAAUACCUACACUGCCGUCUAGCGCAAACAAAAGCUUGCAGAAAUGAGAUGUAGAAAUAUAUCUAUGUCGGGCUUAAAUGAGUGGCGGCAGAACAGAAUAUGACUGAAAUGUGACUGUUUCUGGCCUUUCAGACCCACCUUUUUUAUCUUUACCCCCCCCCCCAAGCAUUUGCCCCUCCAACUCUUGCAUUGUAAAGUAGAUUUUCCAGGCAGUUCAUGGAUUUUAUUAUGUUUUAAUAUAUAUAAAUAUAUUGUUUCUCUCUCUGUUUCUCAGCUACCCAAACCUUUCUUUCAUUUUAGAACUUGAGUUUGCCUUUAUGUUUUAUUGUUAGCUCAGUAGUAGGUAAAUUAGUUGCACUUCUGUAAAAGUAAAAUCAUCUUCAUUUACACUGGAAAUAUAAUGUGACAGCUGAGGCAUGAAACAAGGGGGGGGGGGGGACCCAAAAAAUGUGCAAGAAAAUACUGGUGUAAGUUGUUUAUAUGUGAGAGGGUAUAUGUUUUUGGUGGUUGUAAUAUAAUACAAAGGAGUAUAUAUGCAUUUUCUCCUAUGUUCGAUAAGUCAAUAUCAUGAACUACGUACCUAAUGCAGCAAGCUAAAUUAGUGCGUUGUAAUGCAAGUGAAAAAAAGUA
Messenger RNA from Xenopus tropicalis (tropical clawed frog), 3761 nucleotides. It is a transcript of the gene rfx3, whose product is annotated as regulatory factor X3. Gene Ontology annotation, cellular component: nucleus; extracellular region. Gene Ontology annotation, molecular function: DNA-binding transcription factor activity; DNA binding. Lineage: Eukaryota; Metazoa; Chordata; Amphibia; Anura; Pipidae. Gene Ontology annotation, biological process: DNA-templated transcription; regulation of DNA-templated transcription. The transcript has 18 exons. The coding region runs from base 730 to 3153 and encodes 807 amino acids. The record is from RefSeq and is a predicted model, not a curated record.